AUGUUCCAGGUACUCUGUAAAACUGAGUCUAAUGAGAAUGGUGUUCAACUUCAAGUUGACAUGAAUGAUGACUACAUGUGUAAGCCUAUGGAAAGAGCUCGGAAAUCAAGAAAGGUAUCUUCUUGCACUGUACAAUCCUCAGAUGGAUGUGAAGAAUUUGAUUCUGAAGAUCUCAGUCAGGAGACAGUUGUCUCUGAGGCUUCAGUAUCUAAUUCAUCAAAACUUGAGGCUCUGAAUCACUACCUGGCCCUCAGUAACGUUAGCCCGAUAAAGGAAUGUCAGGUCUACCUGCAACAUUCAAGCAAUAGAACUAAACAGAGGUACAUCAAUAAGGCUAAGCAGUGUCUUGACCUUAUCCUGACCACAAUUUGUCCUGGGGAAGAGGAAUUCUUGAGAAGAUCUGUUUUGAAUGAUAUUCAGCUAACUUCUGCAGAGGAGGAAAACGCCAUUCUUGAGACACUUGUCGAAAUUUAUAAUGGUGCCAAUUCUUGGGCAUUCCAACGACAAAUUCUCUCAACAAUUGUAAAAGACAAGGACUUUUCAGCUGUCAAAGAGGAGAACCAAUCUCAAACAGGAAAGUUCCUAGGGGAAAAGUAUACCCAUAGCCAGUUAGACCACUUCAUUGACUUUAUCACAUCUGGAGACAUAAUUAAAGAUCAGCCUUUUGGAGAAAAAAUGUUGAAAAUGGAAACAGGAGAGGUUCUUAACAUUCCAACUGUUAUUAGAUGUUUGGCUCCUUCCACCAUUAUCUCUCAAUACAUGGAUGUGUGCAAGGAGGAUAACAUAAAGCCUCUUGGAAAUAGCACUCUUUUCAAGAUUUUGGAAGAAUGCUCAGCUGUGUUCAGGAAAAGCAUUGAGGGAUUAGACAAUUUUUUAAUGGAGGGGAUUAAAGCCUUUGAGGAGCUGGACAAGAUAGUGAAAAGACUUGAGCUGUCAACAGAAGAUGAGAAACCUCUUACAGCUGGAUUGCAAAGUGCUAAAAAUUAUUUGAAAUCAGGAUUUAAGGGUCAUAUUACCAAGGAAAAUAUGGUAGAAGACCAUUGCAUAUCCUAUGCCCUUAGUUCUUCCGAGCCUUUCUUCGCAGCUGAAUGUGAGCAUCAGCAUGGGGACACAUGUACUGACUGCCAAAACCUGGAUAUAGUUCUCAGUUCAAUUCAGCAGAAGGCUGAGGAGCAUCAGUGGCAGAACCAGGAAGCAGCAAUGUAUACGGUAGAAGAAGCUGUUGAAGCCAUAAAGAAAUGGAAGUGCCAUAUCCUAAGAUGUAGAAACCAAGAAGCUGCAGGUCAAGUGGACUGGUUUGCCAAAAGGGGGAUGAACUGGCAUAUUGCUGUGACACUAUUAAAGGAUGGACAAAAUUUUUCUACGUUAACACAUGUCCACAUUUUUGAUUGCCCUAUAUCUCAGGAUGCACCUAUCACGUCACAGAUUUUAACAGAUGUUGCGAGAGACAUUUUGAAGGAGAAACCAGCAGUGAAAAACAUUAACUUUUUCACAGACAAUGCUGGAUGCUACAAGUCAUCCACCACAAUCCUGACGUUACAAAAAGAACUCAAGAAUACUGUGUCCUCUUUUAAUUUUUGUGAGGCACAGAAUGGGAAAGGUCCCUGCGAUAGGCGUGCAUCCCACAUCAAGUCCAUUAUAAGACGAUACAUCAAUGAAGGAAAUGAUGUAACAUCAGCUUUCCAUAUGAAAAAGGCAGUGGACAAUGAACAGAAACCAGAUUUGAAACUGAAAGUUGUUUCAUCAGUGAAUAUUGUUGAUGAUGAUCAGCAUGAACUUGAACCGAGAUACUCAAUCCCAGGAAUUUCUAAACUGUACAAUUUCCUUUAUUCACAAGAUGGAUUAAGGAUGUGGAAAGCAUAUGCUAUUGGUGAAGGUAAACUGAUGAAAUGGAGAUCACUAGGCUGCCCAUCUCCAACAGUUGAACUGAAAACUUUAAUAGACUGGGGACAUGCUGAGUCAAGGGUUUUGAUCACAGAAAUAAAACAAGAUGAAGAAGCUGAGUCUUUAGAGCACAUAACAGGUUUUCAUUGUCCUGUGGAAAACUGCACAAAACAGUUCUCAACACAAAGAGCAGUUGAUGAUCAUGUAUUAAUGGGCACCUGCUCAUUUGCUACAAAAGAGAGGCUAUGUGUAACAGAAAAGGCAAAAUAUAUUUACGCAGAGAAGAUUAUGAAAAUGUAUCCGACAAACAAAGAACCAGGGCUCCUUCCUGUUACCAGUGUUAAGGAUAUAAAAGUCAGGUUACCGUCAUUACCGUCAGGUUGGGCAUUAAAAGAAACAAAAGGCAGAGUUGUUUUCACCAAUCAGCAGAAAGAAUUCAUGAAGGAGAAGUUUAACAUAUGGAAAACUACUGGAAACAAAGUUGAUCCUUUUUGUGCUGCCGAAGAAAUGAGAUUGUCCGGAAAGUUCAAAAGGGCAGACUUCCUCUCUGGCCAACAGAUUUCAUCCUAUUUUUCAAGGCUCGUUCAGCUUGACAAAAAAACAUCUAAAGAAGACUACUGGGCUGCAGUUUGUGAGGAAAAUCAAGAUUUACUGAAAUGCAAAAUACAACAAGUUUUGAAAUAA
Saccostrea cuccullata (small rock oyster) is the source of this 2568-nucleotide messenger RNA. RefSeq lists its product as uncharacterized. The record is from RefSeq and is a predicted model, not a curated record. The transcript is spliced from 12 exons. Lineage: Eukaryota; Metazoa; Mollusca; Bivalvia; Ostreida; Ostreidae. The coding region runs from base 1 to 2568 and encodes 855 amino acids.